Tarenaya hassleriana is the source of this 2641-nucleotide messenger RNA. RefSeq lists its product as uncharacterized. Gene Ontology annotation, biological process: cell surface receptor signaling pathway. The transcript has a single exon. The record is from RefSeq and is a predicted model, not a curated record. Gene Ontology annotation, molecular function: protein binding. NCBI's taxonomy places the organism in Eukaryota, Viridiplantae, Streptophyta, Magnoliopsida, Brassicales, Cleomaceae. The coding region runs from base 346 to 2319 and encodes 657 amino acids.
CUACAUAACUGAUUCAUAUGAUGACAUCCCGAUGCAUAUAUGCAUUAUUUAUAUAAGGCAAUAAACGCAUGCAUUCCAACGACGGCAAUUUGGGAGUUUUUUCUUCUAUCAUGGAAACUUGGGGAAAUUAACGUCCGACCAUCUCGUUCUCUCUCCUUCUCCCUCUCACCGUCGUCUCCGGCUGAGCCACCACCGUCAGCUCCGACGUGAAUAAACUCGUCGACCCAAAUGCAACAGCACCCGGAAACAAGAAGUUAGGAGGGGAGGUAUAAACGACAACGAACGGAGAUCAAUUCUCUGUUCCCCCUUUGAUUUUGCUCUGUUUUCGUGGAACCCGACAAAUCGAUGGCGGACAUCGUGAAGCAGAUCUUAGUGAGACCGAUCCAAUUAGCGGAUCAGGUGACGAAAGCCGCUGACGACGCCUACUCGUUCCGACAGGAAUGUCUCGAGGUGAAGGCGAAGACGGAGAAGCUCGCCGGACUCCUCCGACAGGCGGCGCGUGCGAGCAACGACCUCUACGAACGACCCACGCGCCGAAUCAUCGACGACACGGAGCAGGUCCUCAUGAAAGUCGUCGCGCUCGUCGACAAGUGCCGAGCCACAGGUCUGAUGAAGCGUCUCUUCACCAUCAUCCCCGCGGCUGCCUUCAGGAAGAUCACGAUGCAGCUCGAGAAUUCCAUCGGCGACGUUUCAUGGCUCCUCCGCGUCUCCGCCUCCGCCAACGACCGCGACGACGAGUACCUGGGUCUCCCUCCGAUCGCCGCCAACGAACCCAUCUUGUGUUUGAUCUGGGAACAGGUCGCGAUUCUCUACACGGGGUCCAUGGACGAGCGAUCCGACGCAGCCGCGUCGCUCGUGUCAUUGGCCCGAGACAAUGAUCGGUACGGGAGAUUGAUCAUCGAGGAAGGAGGAGUCCCGCCAUUGCUGAAGCUUGCCAAGGAAGGGAAAAUGGAAGGGCAAGAGAACGCGGCUCGAGCCAUCGGGUUAUUGGGCCGUGACCCGGAGAGUGUGGAACAGAUCGUGAACGCAGGUGUCUGCCAAGUGUUUGCUAAAAUUCUCAAAGAAGGUCACAUGAAGGUUCAGUCCGUGGUGGCGUGGGCGGUCUCGGAGUUAGCCUCGAACCAUCCGAAGUGCCAAGACCAUUUCGCUCAGAACAACAUCAUCCGGUUCCUCGUGAGUCACCUCGCUUUCGAGACGGUUCAAGAGCAUAGCAAAUACGCCAUAGUGAGCAACAAACAGACUAUGUCCUCGAUCCACACCGUUUUCAUGGCGAGCAACAACAGUUCAUGUUCUGAGAAGAAGGACAACGAGCAGGACGAGACGAGUAGCCGAAUCGCUCAUCCCAUGGGGCACCAGUCACUGAGCCAGAUGCAUAACGUCGUUACAAACACGAUGGCGAUGAAGGUCCCUAGCAAGCAUCAAGGUAUGAGAACAAACUCGAACCCUAACCAUGGCAAGGGUGGUCAGAACAGCCAUUCGGGUCAUGGUCGUCACCCGAGAGAGAACCACCAAACGCAUAUUUCAUUGACCGGGACGAGCAUCAAAGGAAGAGAAUAUGAAGAUCCAAUCACAAAGGCUCAGAUGAAAGCAAUGGCCGCUAGAGCGUUAUGGCAGCUUUCGAGAGGGAAUCUCCAGAUAUGCAGAAACAUAACUGAAUCAAGGGCAUUGCUUUGCUUCGCUGUCUUGUUAGAGAAAGGGGACGAAGAAGUGAAGUCAUACUCGGCAUUGGCAUUAAUGGAGAUCACAGCUGUUGCAGAGCAAUACCCGGAAAUGAGACGCUCUGCUUUCAAGCCGACGACCCCUGCUGCAAAAGCAGUGGUUGAGCAAUUACUAAAAGUGAUCGAGAACGAACUCCCGGAUCUUCUAAUCCCAAGCAUCAAGGCAAUGGGAAAUCUUUCGAGAACUUUCCGCGCAACAGAAACCAGAAUUGUCGCUCCACUCGUGAAGCUUCUAGACGAGCGAGAAGCAGAGGUUUCAAUGGAAGCAGCCAUAGCACUGAACAAAUUCGCUUGCCCCGAGAAUUUCCUACACGAUAACCAUUCAAAGGCUAUCAUAGCGGCAGGAGGAGCUAAGCAUCUGAUCCAACUAGUCUACUUUGGAGAACAAAUGGUUCAAAUCCCGGCAUUGACGCUUCUAUGCUACAUUGCGUUGAAUGUACCGGACAGUGAGACUCUGGCUCAAGAAGAGGUUCUCAUAGUCCUCGAAUGGUCGACCAAACAAGCUCAUCUUGCUGAGGAGCCGACCAUUGAAGGGCUCUUGCCUGAAGCUAAGAGUAGGUUGGAGCUUUAUCAGUCUAGAGGUUCAAGAGGAUUCCACUGACAUUACCACAGGUUCCCGUUCAUAGACGUUGUUGCAAGCGUACAGACAUUUAUGUUGUAAUAGAAACGAGCUACACAUGAAAUUUUGUUGUUUCACGCUUCGGAUUUUUUUUUUUUUUUUUUUGGUAAACUGGUUUUGUAUUCUCUAAAAAAUGUCCAAUUCAAUCAAUCGCAUUCUCUCUCUUUUUUGUUUUGAUUUUUUUGUGAACCUUUUAUGGAUGAUAUUGAUUUCCAUGGAUGACAAUGAAGCAACUCCCCCACAGGAUAAGAUUAUGACGUUAGAUAGACCGCUGUUCCGGCGCACGUUAUCACCGUCCGGGUGG